AUGGCCAUCUGCCCAGGCCUCUGCGGGGAGCUGGCUGCGACGCCCUUCAGAGUAUUCUUGGGAACUCUCCCAGCUCUCGCCGUGGAGGAGCGAUUUCUGCGGCAACUGCAGCCGGUAUAUGCAUGGUACAGCACCCGCAAGCGUGUGAAGGAGCAGGCAAACGAGUUCAUUGAGAUUGACUUGGCCUCAUGUGAUCUUGAACUGCUUCUGCGUUACUCACACGUGUAUUACGUGAGGCGUCAGUUGUUUGACGAAGCGAUUGACAAGCAACUAACGCUGCUGGAUACGGGGAAAGCACCAAAAAUGGCUGAACCCGCAUUGCUUCAGUGCCUCCUUGGCUGCAACGUGGCGAUUACUGAACGUUUGCAGCAUGAGGUUCAGCAGCUGCAGGCGGCGAAGAAGGCGGCGUGUGUGGCGGGCAGGCGUGAACUCGACCCCAAUGCUCCACUUGAGGUGUACGACUACGCCUGCAUGAUGAGGCUAGUCGAAGAGGACGUGGGCGGCGUCGAGGACGCGGAGAUGAAGGCGCGCGCGUACCUCCCCCGCGACCUUGUAGAGGCCAAGAUGAAGCAUCUUACGCAGCAGCUCAUGGGGUCCGACGCUAAGGUCGCGCUGGAGAAGAAGGAGUUGAAGCUCUUCAACCGCAUGAUUCCUCCAGACUACACAAAGGUUGGCUGUGUUGAAAAAUUGCGUCCUUCUGAUGUGACAUCAUACUUCCGCUUCUACGGGGAGCACAUCAACAAGGUUAAUCCAGAGAAUUACUUUAAGCGAGCUCUAUGGGGACAUGUGUAUCGCAAAUUUGCAACGAAUUCAUCCUUUCUCCGUGGUGCAUCAAUGUACUGGGCUCGGCACAGUGGCCUGAGCCCCUCCGCUCACGCCACAAGCAUGCCGCAGGAAGUAGCCGUUGCAGUUUGUAAACAACAGGCCCUCUUCUCGGCCAUCAAAUUCCGUUCGCAAUACGUCUACACGUCACCCGAACUGGCGCGUCAGCUAUGGCGCACCGAUGUAGUGAUACCGCUCUUGCGUCUUUUCCCUCUUAUUGGCGCUCGGGCAGCGGAGGAUCUAGCUGCUGGUAUCGUUGUGGAUGCUUUCUGGGCGAGUCUACCACUGGGUGAGGAUGAGAAUCUCCUUCACGACACCAUAAUACGUUCGGUGCGUCAAUUCGUUGAUGAAAUAGGCAACACAUAUGAAGUCAACGUUGAUGGUGUGCUUAAGCGUGUGGAGGAGGGCUGCAGGGUGGCUGUGCCGCAAUUGACAGUGGAGGAGCUGCAGGCGACAACUGCGAAGGACAAUGGAAAGGUUCUAGAGGAAGCACUCGCGUAG
Molecule: messenger RNA, 1323 nt
Organism: Trypanosoma grayi
Lineage: Eukaryota; Euglenozoa; Kinetoplastea; Trypanosomatida; Trypanosomatidae
Exons: 1
Coding region: 1-1323 (440 amino acids)
Source: RefSeq, a predicted model, not a curated record